UCCAUGCCCUGGGAUGAAUCCCACCCAGGCCCACAGGCUCGCGGACAUUCCACGGGUGAUUUCAGUAACCGCAAAUGGAAAAUCACUGUCCCCGCAGCCAUGACCCUCCAACUCUGUUGGACACCCUUGGGCACACAGAUAAGCUGGCGGUGCUUGGCAGUGCUGCCGCAGCAGUGGGAGGGCAGAUGACUGGGGAAGGGCACCAGGAGCAGCUAAAAGCAGAGAGGACGCCCAAGAGAGACGAGUGCCCACGGAACUCUGCUUGCCGGACCUGCUUGCCCUGAGGACGAGAUGUUGCUCAGCGUGGCUUUUGGCAUUGGGGUCCUGCUGGCGCUGGCAGGCAGCACGGCCGCGCACGGCUGCGGUGCCCCGCACCACCUGGUCUCCAAGCUGCUGCACCAGCUGGAGGACUCUGUCAAGAGAGAUGAGCCACCAAACCCCAGCAUCCUGCUGGCCAUGAACCUGGCCGGGGCCACCGACAGUUCUGCCCGCCAGUGGCUGCUCCAGCAGAUACAGAAGGAAGCCGUGAAAAAAAGCCCAGAAAGGUAGGGAGGGGCAGGGGACAUGACCUCGGGACAGGUGGCUCUGUACGUGCUCGCCCUCCUCUCCUCCUGCCAGAACCCCCAGCAAGUCCACGCGUUGGGCACAACUGUCGACCUGCUCAGCAUCCUGCAGCAGAAAACGGAUGAGGAGAUGGCCAGCCUUGGGUACGCCGGUGUCCCAAUAACCACCCUGUACAGCGUGAGCCUGGACGCCCUGGCCCUAUGCCUGGCAGGGGCGGGUGGCUACCGAGGGCCAUCUGUGAUGCUGGCCAAGCAGGUGCUGAGCCCUGAGAGCGACAUCUCCGUGGACACCCGUGCCGUGGCGGCGCUGGCACUGACAUGCACGUACAGCCACGUGGAUCUCCAGGAUGAGCAGGAUCUGCUCUGGGAGGCACUGUCGACAGUGACCAACGAAUUCCUCGACGAGCAGGAGAAAGGCAAUGGCAUGAUUGGGAACAUCUACAGCAUGGGGCUGGCCCUGCAGGCACUGGGGGCCACAAGUAAGUUUUAUGCCCCACGGGAGUGGGACUGCACCCAGGCCUUCUCGGUGGUGUACAAGCAUGACUACCGCCUGCCCAUGGCCAUUGCCCAGGUCCUGCCUGCCCUCGUGGGCAAGUCGUACCUGGAAGCGGCUCAUGUGGAUUGCGACGCCAUUGCUGGUAUGUCCCCAAGCUUACAGUUGUUCCUGUCCCCAAAGCUGGGUACAGCUGGGGUUCACAGAGCCUCCAUCACGGUGCACUACUCCGUCAUCAACAAGCUGCGGGGAAAGCACUUCAGCUACACCAUCUCAGUGCAGGUCCCACGCGGCUCCACGCUGCUCAGGGUGCUGCAGGAGGCGGCAGCGAAGGAGCCCAACAAGUUCAGCUUCAAGACGGAGCAGACGUCCUGGGGCCCCAUGGUAGUCUCCAUCCACGGGCUGGCCGCCAGCUCGGCCGACAGGACAUACUGGCAGUUCCUCAGCGGCCAGGACGCCCUCCAGGAAGGGGUUGGCACGUACAAGCCGCACAUGGGGGAGCAUAUCCAGGCUGUCUUCAGCACCUACUGAAGCCAUCGAGGGAUGCCACGACCCACCACGGAGGCAAUAAAGAGCCACUUGCAGCACA
Molecule: messenger RNA, 1645 nt
Organism: Falco peregrinus (peregrine falcon)
Lineage: Eukaryota; Metazoa; Chordata; Aves; Falconiformes; Falconidae
Gene: CBLIF
Product: cobalamin binding intrinsic factor
Biological process (GO): cobalamin transport
Molecular function (GO): cobalamin binding
Source: RefSeq, a predicted model, not a curated record